GUUGCACGCUAAUAUACACAAGAAUUUAUCGUAUUCCACGCUGCAACCUAUUUAAUUAUACGGUUCUACGGAAAGGUUCAUAUCUACUUUUCUGUCCCAGAUAGACAGGUAUAUUUAUAAGAAAAUAAUAUAUUGAUUUCUUGACCAAAGCAAUGAAUCCGCUCGUCUGAUUGAAAUCGAUUUCGAUAGAAAUCUUCUUCGUUUAAAUUUUUCAUCCGUUCGCGCUCUAAUAUCUAAUCGAGAGUCGUAGUUGAUUCGAUAAUCGAUUUGUACGAAACAUUCAGCUUUUGAACCGAUUCAGUGCUAUAAAAAGGACGUUCAAGUGUAUUUCGGCAAUGACUUCUUUCUUCGGCUAAAUUAACAAGAAUAUGGUUCACGAUAUUGUUUCGCAAACACAAAACGGUGUUUUAAAAACGAAACGCGUCUAAGAAUAUUGCUAUUAUUUUGAGAAAGUAAAGGGUUAGACCGAAGAUUUUCAAGACUUUUGCUGAUGAAAUUUUGAAUCGAAGAUGAGCUGCGAUUUGCUACCAGAAUGGCUGAAUCUUUUCUUGGACGACGUAGAAACCACUUUAUGUUUACCGAUAUUGAUCAUCAUGGUUCUUUGUACCGUUCAAUUUAUAAUUAAUCACGCUAUGGACAUUGGACUCACCUUUUAUCAAAAUGUAAUGCAAAAGUCGGAUGAAGACGCAGGGGAAGCUGGAAAAGAAAAGGGCGAUGACUUAAUGAGCAAGAUCAGAGGGUUUUUAUGUGACAUUUCUUGCGGCUUUAAUAAUUCUGAUUCGAAACCGGAUGAUUACCCAGCAGCAUCGUUGUUUAGGUCAAACUCACAAGAAGAGGAAUGGGAUUAUUGCGAGGAAGACGACGAAGAUAAGUGACAAAU
Molecule: messenger RNA, 880 nt
Organism: Bombus pyrosoma
Lineage: Eukaryota; Metazoa; Arthropoda; Insecta; Hymenoptera; Apidae
Exons: 3
Coding region: 510-875 (121 amino acids)
Source: RefSeq, a predicted model, not a curated record